GAAGUGGUCAUGGUCCUCUGGAUCGCCGUGGAGCUGGCUCUGAGAGUCUGGUCGGCCGGAUGCAGGUCACGCUAUCAAGGCAUGAUGGGAAGGCUGCGGUUCCUGCGUCGUCUGCUCUGUAUCAUUGGUCAGUGACCCGAUUAGUGGUGUGUCCAUUGUAGUGAUUUCGUCAUUUUUUUUUUAGCAUGUUGAGUUCAAUCAGGCACAACAGUUUGCAGUUUUAUGCAAAAAUAUUUCGUAUAAAUAUGUAUAUUUUUUCAUAAAUAUGUAAAUUUUCUUAAAAUAUGUAAUGUUUCUUUAAAAUGUGUAAAUUUUCUUAUAAAUAUGUAAACUUUCUUAUAAAUAUGUAAAUUUUCAUACAUUAUACAGAAAGCAACACAAACACAAAACGAUUUUAACAAUACUCAGCAUUUGUGCGUGAAAAAAUACGUUUCCCUUCGUAGAGCAUAAAAUACCGAAAACAGUUUUCAACGUUUACGUCUCUAUCAACACUUUUUUAAACAACGAUUUGACUAUAUUUACGCUCUCUCAUUUAUUAUAAUUAAAUACAAGAUUUAAUCAUAAGAUUUAUUUGUUGUAUAAUUCUGGUCGAUCAAGUGUAAAAUUGUGUCUUUUUUUUUUUUUGGUCGGUGUGUGAGAUUUAUAAUGUUGGAGGGUUUUUCUAAAUUUAAUGUACAAGAGGUCGUAAUGAAAAAUCUGGGACAGUGACAAAAUCAAUAGUCUUUCAAUGACCAGGGUAUCACAUUUCGUGCUCGGUACGAGUGUUCUUCAGAUUAUAAUUAAAUACAAGAUUUAAUCAUAAGAUUUAUUUGUUGUAUAAUUCUGGUCGAUCAAGUGUAAAAUUGUGUCUUUUUUUUUGGUCGGUGUGUGAGAUUUAUAAUGUUGGAGGGUUCUUCUAAAUUUAAUGUACAAGAGGUCGUAAUGAAAAAUCUGGGACAGUGACAAAAUCAAUAGUCUUUCAAUGACCAGGUUAUCACACUUCGUGCUCGGUACGAGUGUUCUUCAGGUUAUCACACUUCGUGCUCGGUACGAGUGUUCGUCAGGUUAUCACACCACCUCAAACCGGACUGACCUGUCUGAUCUGUUAAAAGGUCAGCGUGACGGGAGAGCAAAAUUUGCAUGACAGGUGAUAGUGAGUUUGACAGGUCAUGGAAACAGGUCAUGUUAUUUUGACUGGGAAACGUCGUAGUGGGUUGGACAGGUCAUAGUGAGUUUGACAGGUCAUGGACACAGGUCAUGUCAUUUUGACUGACAAGUCGUAGUGGGUUGGACAGGUUGUAGAGGGUGGGACAGGUGGUAGUGGGUUGGACAGAUGGUAGUGGGUUGAACAGGUGGUAGUGGUUUGGACAGGUCGUAGUGGGUUGCACAGGUGGUAGUGGGUUGCACAGGUGGUAGUGGGUUGCACAAGUGGUAGUGGGUUGGACAGAUGGUAGUGGGUUGGACAGGUCGUAGUGGGUUGCACAGGUGGUAGUGGGUUGUACAAGUGGUAGUUGCUUGUACAAGUGGUUGUGGGUUGGACAGGGGGUAGUUGGUUUGACAGGUCGUAGUGGGUUGGACAGAUGGUAGUGGGUUGAACAGGUGGUAGUGGUUUGGACAGGUCGUAGUGGGUUGCACAGGUGGUAGUGGGUUGUACAAGUGGUAGUGGGUUGGACAGAUGUAGUGGGUUGGACAGGUCGUAGUGGGUUGCACAGGUGGUAGUGGGUUGUACAAGUAGUAGUGGCUUGUACAAGUGGUAGUGGGUUGGACAGAUGGUAGUGGGUUGAACAGGUGGUAGUGGUUUGGACAGGUCGUAGUGGGUUGUACAGGUGGUAGUGGGUUGCACAGGUGGUAGUGGGUUGGACAGGUUUUUAGUGGGUCGACAGUAAGACUUCUGAGCAUGUUUUCUUUCUUUAAGCCUAUUUAAAACCAGUUUAUGCCAAGAAGGCCGGCAAAUGUCACUGUUUCACAUAAAACCUUCACUGUCACUGGGUUAUUUCACUCGACUCAUCUGAUUUGUUGACGCUGUCAGUAUAUAUAUAUAUAUAUAUAUAUAUAUAUAUAUAUAUAUAUAUAUAUAUAAAUAUCACUGUUUCACAUAAAACCUUCACUGUCACUGGGUUAUUUCUCUCGACUCAUCUGAUUUGUUGACGCUGUCAGUAUAUAUAUAUAUAUAUAUAUAUAUAUAUAUAUAUAUAUACAUAUAUAUCUCGUUGGCCGAGUGAUCUAAACUGAGUGAAUCUUGGUGGUCUGGAGCUCAAUUCCAGCCAAAGCCAAAAGCAAAAACAUCACCAGCACCCCCGGGUGGAUGGAACUCGUUAACCUUGGAUGGCAACUCAUCCAAGAGAAGGAAACUCUGAAUUUUUUCCCGGAGAUUGAGACCCGUAGGCGGAUGACAUUUGUACAAUGAAACUUUCCGACAACUCCUGUGACGCCACUGGCAGCCAAGCUGUAUCAUCCACAUGAUGUUCCCUUGGGUUAUCCAGCGGCGUGGAGAAAGGUGAUUUGUUGUUGGGAACCAGCUUAUAUUCCUAGAAGAAUAAUCCCAGAUCCUUGUCUUCACCAUCGUCACAUUGUGACGGAAGGAUGCCAGCAAAAUAUAUUAGAUAUAAGUAUUGCUAUGUAUUUUUUUCCAGCAAAUUCAGGUCAAUAGUUUUACAAACAAUCCGUAAAUGGACAAUUGGCAAACCUGCUACCACCUCUUUUUUAGUAGAUUCUUCGAGCUUCGGGAUCCCUCCUAUUUUAUUUCUUUCUUUAUUUUUUUUUAAUUAUUAUUAUUUAAUAUACAUUUUUUGACGUUUCCCAUUAACCUCCUUCCCAAAACGCGUAAACGUCAUUGGAUGCGUCCUUAGCAACGACUUCCUGUUAGAUUCCUACCAAGCUAAAUUCUGUUUUAUUCUCUGUUGUUGAUUUUUUCUGUUUGUUGUAGAAGACUAUUUUGUUUCGCCUCUCUUCCAUUUUUCCCGUACCACGUGUUUUAAAUUUCUUAUUAGUAUGCACAGAAGCGAUGUUUUGCAUAAACUACACAGGCACACACACACACACACAGACAAGCAUCAUCCCAUAAGUUCCACGGCUCACCAUGACAAUGACUUUCUGUUGACCGUGGUCAGAUAUCUGCCUGGUGGUCGCCAGCUGUGUCAUCAUGAUCAUCGGGUCGACACAAGAGUUCCCGCAGACCGUGCUCAGCGCCCUCAGAUUCUUCCAAAUCGCCCGCAUGGUCCGCAUGGACCGCAAGGGAGGCACGUGGAAGCUGCUGGGCUCUGUGGUGUGGGCGCAUAGACAGGUGAGUGGCCAACGGUUUACCUGUAGCUGAAAGCAGGUGGGUGAGGUCCUUAUUUGUUCAUGGUUAUAGUUGGGUGUCGGCAUUAGGCUCAUCAGAUGAUUUAGAGACAUGCUAUUUCAACGAGAACUUUGAACUUUUAUUUAUCGUCCAUUUGAGUGAUUGCAACCUUCCUAAUACCGUGAACUUUUAAUACAGUUCCUCGUGUUGUGGUGACCCCAAUAAAUAAAAUUAUUUUCGUUUCCACCUCAUAAGUAUAUGUUUCCCGAUGGUCUUAGUCGACCCCUGUGUAAGGAUUCGCGACACACAAGUAUAGAAACACUGGUCUAUUUUAUCUUGCAAGAAUAUUGUCUUACUCGCGUCACAUACAUCUCUUCCGUGUUCAGAAUAUAGAACAGAAAUCAAUUACUGAAUCAAGAACUGAGUGCAUAAAUCAAGUUCACAGUUAGAUCAGAAAUCAACGUAUGCUUUAGGACAAAAAAUCAAUUUCUCAAACUCUAAAACGAAUUAUAAUCGCACGUCAUUACAAUCAAACUGCUGUCAAUGUCAUAAACUUACCACGUAAGUCAAUUUAAACUUUAAAAAAAAAAAAAUAAUUAAAAAAUUUAAGUUUGUAUUCCACCCCCAGGAGCUUGUGACCACCCUGUACAUUGGUCUGCUCGGUCUCAUCUUCUCGUCGUACCUGGUGUACAUUGUGGAGAAGGACGAGCCUCGGAUCGACGCCGUGGGGCCCAAGCAGCAGUUCAACAACACCGGGUACAAACCCAAGUUCAACAACUUCGCCGAUGCCAUCUGGUGGGGAGUUGUAAGUAGGUCAAUUUGCAGGGGGUGGGGGGUGGUAAAUGGGCAAAUUCGAAGUUUGGAAAUAUAAGUAGGUCAGUUUGUAGCAAGAGUUCUAAGUUGUCAAUUUAUUUUGCAAGUACUUUAAUAGGUAGACAUAAAAGGGGGGGGGGGGGGUUUCCAGGUUAUGUGGAGUAAGUCAGUUUGAAGUGUUGAGUUCAAAGUAGGUUAGUUUGAAGUGUGGAGUUUAAAGUAGGUCAAUUUGCAAUGAAGAUUUUAAGAAGUCAUCUGUAAGUUAAGAGUUGUCAAUAGGUCAGUUUUAAUGGUUCGUUGUACUUAUGUCAGCUAAAGUGAUGAAGUUAAAAUAGUUCAUAUUUUAAUUUGGAUCUGAAUAUUGGUGAAAAUUGAUGCAGAGAAUUAAUUACUUCGUCAAUAUCCAAUGCGGAGACAACAUGUACGCUUGUGUAUAUUGGCUAAUGUAAGAUCGAAAUAUGUGCGGAUUUGUCUCUCUUUGUUUUAACUCUCUGUUUCUCUUUUUGUUAACUCUGUUUCUCUUUUUGUUAACUCUCUGUUUCUCUUUGUUUUAACUCUCUGUUUCUCUUUUUGUUAACUCUGUUUCUCUCUGUUUCUCUUUGUUUUAACUCUCUGUUUCUCAUUGUUUUAACUCUCUGUUUCUCAUUGUUUUAACUCUCUGUUUCCUUUGUUUUAACUCUCUGUUUCUCUUUGUUUUAACUCUCUGUUUCUCAUUGUUUUAACUCUCUGUUUAUCUUUGUUUUAACUCUCUGUUUCCUUUGUUUUAACUUUCUGUUUCUCAUUGUUCUAACUCUCUGUUUCUCAUUGUUUUAACUCUCUGUUUCUCAUUGUUUUAACUCUCUGUUUCUCAUUGUUUUAACUCUCUGUUUCUCAUUGUUUUAACUCUCUGUUUAUCUUUGUUUUAACUCUCUGUUUCCUUUGUUUUAACUUUCUGUUUCUCAUUGUUCUAACUCUCUGUUUCUCUUUGUUUUAACUCUCUGUUUCUCUUUGUUUUAACUCUCUGUUUCUCAUUGUUUUAACUCUCUGUUUCCUUUGUUUUAACUUUCUGUUUCUCAUUGUUCUAACUCUCUGUUUCUCAUUGUUUUAACUCUCUGUUUCUCAUUGUUUUAACUCUCUGUUUCUCAUUGUUUUAACUCUCUGUUUCUCUGUAAAUGGGGUGUAUUCUGGUGCGCACCAAGUUGACGCCAGCUUUACAUUUUAAGCACAAGUGGAAAAUAUAAAUAGCAUAAGUUAAAGUCUUUUUAGUUAGAGAGUCCAUUAGAACUUCAGCCUUUUCUGAGAAUUUUAUGACCCCGAUUCAGUGGCCGUUUUAGACAUGUGCUCUUCGCCCGAUGCCGUAGACAAGGUAAAAUAAGAAGUUUGAAUGAGAGCACGUGCAGGAGCCCGUACGUUACCCCCCAUAAAGUAUAUUUUUCUUGCAUAAUCAAGUUAAAUUAGAUGUUUUCAUUCUAACGACUUUUUCGAUGUGAUGAUUCAACGGUGUUUUAAAAGAAGUAUUCAACUUUAGAAUGACACGCUUCAGUGGCGAUCUUUUGAAGACGUUAACCAGCUUUUAGUUUAUUUAAUGUAAAAUUAAUGCAUUUAAAAAAAGUGAAAGAAGUAGAAAAUAUGCUAAAUGUAAGAUAUGCUAAGUGUAAGAUAGGCUAAGUGUAUGAUAUGCUAAGUGUAAGAUAUGCUAAGUUUAUGAUAUGCUAAGUGUAUGAUAUGCUAAUUGUAUGAUAUGCUAAGUGUAUGAUUAUGCUAAGUGUGUGAUAUGCUAAGUGUAGGAUAUGCUAAGUGUAUGAUAUGCUAAGUGUAUUGUUACGCACUGACUUUUAUUGGGAGGCAGCUCUCUAUAACAGUAUGAUAUGCUAAGUGUAUGAUAUCCUUGUGAAUUACAUUCAAAUCUACUAUGGUUCCACAAAAUUUAUCGUCAAUAGCCCGUUUUCCAAAAGAAUUAUUUUCAGUAAGUACACAACAAAAAUUUACACGCACUCAUAAAAACCUGCGUUUUAAUAAACAAAUAUUCAGUCUAUCUUACCAAAAUGUGUACGUGAAUUGUACACACAUCACGGACGUACACUAAGUUCGAAAUAGCCUGAUAUUUAAGUGUAUUUCACUUCAUUGAGGUUUUUUGUUAAGUCCUAACAAUACUAACCUGGCUUAUGUUCAAGUUCUUAUCGUAAUGUUGGGUCUGUAAAUAGGACACGGCUUGACUGAGUUUGAAACGUCUUUCUGACCAGGUGACGCUGUGCACCGUGGGGUACGGCGACGUGGUGCCUGCGUCAUGGGGAGGAAAGGUCAUCGCCUCGUUCUCGGCCAUCCUCGGCAUCUCCUUCUUCGCCUUACCUGCGGUAAGAUCACUUCAACGUCCAUCUGCUAGCUCCAAUUGAUUUCUCUCGAUUAUCUGCCUAUAUAAAUAUCUGUCCAUAUAAAUACAUAUAUAUAAAUACAAUAUAUAUAUAUAUAUAUAUAAUAUUAAGCUACUCGUUUCUAUGGCAGCAUCUAUGUAUUUUAAAAAAUUGCAGUUUUUUAUGUUCAUUUAGAUUUUCCAUAUAAUCUUGAGAUAAUCUUAAGAUAACUUUAGUUUUCCGAUACAUAGCAUUACCCAUCACUUCAACUAAACGCCCGGUGAACAUGUAUUUAGUACUCUAACCAAAUUGUCAAUCAGAUUUAGCCUAGAUUUAUUGGGUUUAACCAACCAGUCCAUCAAUCAUGUUUAGACUAGCUCUACUAGGUUUAACCAACCAGUCCAUCAAUCAUGUUUAGACUAGCUCUACUGGGUUUAACCAACCAGUCCAUCAAUCAUGUUUAGACUAGCUCUACUUGCUUUAACCAACCAGUCCAUCAAUCAUGUUUAGACUAGCUCUACUGGGUUUAACCAACCAGUCCAUCAAUCAUGUUUAGACUAGCUCUACUGGGUUUAACCAACCAGUCCAUCAAUCACGUUUAGACUAGCUCUUCUGGGUUUAACCAACCAGUCCAUCAAUCACGUUUAUACUAGCUCUACUUGCUUUAACCAACCAGUCCAUCAAUCAUGUUUGGACUAGCUCUACUUGCUUUAACCAGCCAGUCCAUCAAUCACGUUUAGACUAGCUCUACUGGGUUUAACCAACCAGUCCAUCAAUCAUGUUUAGACUAGCUCUACUGGGUUUAACCAACCAGUCCAUCAAUCAUGUUUAGACUAGCUCUACCGGGUUUAACCAACCAGUCCAUCAAUCGUGUUUAGACUAGCUCUACUGGGUUUAACCAACCAGUCCAUCAAUCACGUUUAGACUAGCUAUACCGGGUUUAACCAGCCAGUCCAUCAAUCAUGUUUAGACUAGCUCUACUGGCUUUAACCAACUAGUCCAUAAAUCAUGUUUAGACUAGCUCUACUGGCUUUAACAAACUAGUCCAUCAAUCACGUUUAGACUAGCUAUACUGUGUUUAACCAACCGGUAUAUCAAUCACGCUCAGACUAUCUAUACUAGAUUUAAUCAGCCAGUCCAUCAAUCACGUUUAGACUAGCUCUACCGGGUUUAACCAGCCAGUCCAUCAAUCACGUUUAGACUAGCUCUACCGGGUUUAACCAGCCAGUCCAUCAAUCACGUUUAGACUAGCUAUACCGGGUUUAACCAGCCAGUCCAUCAAUCACGUUUAGACUAGCUAUACCGGAUUUAACCAGCCAGUCCAUCAAUCACGUUUAGACUAGUUAUACCGGAUUUAACCAGCCAGUCCAUCAAUCACGUUUAGACUGGCUAUACCGGGUUUAACCAGCCGGUCCAUCAAUCACGUUUAGACUGGCUAUACCGGGUUUAACCAGCCAGUCCAUCAAUCACGUUUAGACUAGCUAUACCGGGUUUAACCAGCCAGUCCAUCAAUCACGUUUAUACUAGCUAUACCGGGUUUAACCAGCCGGUCCAUCAAUCACGUUUAGACUAGCUAUACCGGGAUUAACCAGCCAGUCCAUCAAUCACAUUUAGACUAGCUAUACCGGGUUUAACCAGCCAGUCCAUCAAUCACGUUUAGACUAGCUCUUCUGGGUUUAACCAACCAGUCCAUCAAUCACGUUUAUACUAGCUCUACUUGCUUUAACCAACCAGUCCAUCAAUCAUGUUUGGACUAGCUCUACUUGCUUUAACCAGCCAGUCCAUCAAUCACGUUUAGACUAGCUCUACUGGGUUUAACCAGCCAGUCCAUCAAUCAUGUUUAGACUAGCUAUACCGGGUUUAACCAGCCAGUCCAUCAAUCACGUUUAGACUAGCUAUACCGGGUUUAACCAGCCAGUCCAUCAAUCACGUUUAGACUAGCUAUACCGGGUUUAACCAGCCGGUCCAUCAAUCACGUUUAGACUAGCUAUACCGUGUUUAACCAGCCCGUCCAUCAAUCACGUUUAGACUAGCUAUACCGGGUUUAACCAGCCGGUCCAUCAAUCACGUUUAGACUAGCUAUACCGGGUUUAACCAGCCAGUCCAUCAAUCACGUUUAGACUAUCUAUACCGGGUUUAACCAGCCAGUCCAUCAAUCACGUUUAGACUAGCUAUACUGGGUUUAACCAGCCAGUCCAUAAAUCACGUUUAGACUAGCUAUACCGGGUUUAACCAGCCAGUCCAUCAAUCAUGUUUAGACUAGCUAUACCGGGUUUAACCAGCCGGUCCAUCAAUCACGUUUAGACUAGCUAUACCGGGUUUAACCAGCCAGUCCAUCAAUCACGUUUAGACUAGCUCUACCGGGUUUAACCAGCCAGUCCAUCAAUCACGUUUAGACUAGCUAUACCGGGUUUAACCAGCCAGUCCAUCAAUCACGUUUAGACUAGCUAUACCGGAUUUAACCAGCCAGUCCAUCAAUCACGUUUAGACUAGCUAUACCGGGUUUAACCAGCCAGUCCAUCAAUCACGUUUAGACUAGCUAUACCGGGUUUAACCAGCCAGUCCAUCAAUCACGUUUAGACUGGCUAUACCGGGUUUAACCAGCCAGUCCAUCAAUCAUCCCCAGGGCAUCCUCGGCUCGGGGUUCGCCCUCAAAGUCCAGCAGCAGCAGCGUCAGAAACACCUGAAUCGCCGCCGCGUGCCGGCCGCCAACCUGAUCCAGUGCCUGUGGCGGUGCUACGCGGCUGACGAGCACAGCAUCUCGACAGCCACCUGGAAGCCCCACAUGAUCCCCUGCCCCAGCCCGACCUCGUGA
Lymnaea stagnalis (great pond snail) is the source of this 9217-nucleotide messenger RNA. Lineage: Eukaryota; Metazoa; Mollusca; Gastropoda; Lymnaeidae. The record is from the annotation of a GenBank genome assembly.